This is a messenger RNA of Piliocolobus tephrosceles (Ugandan red Colobus), 1905 nucleotides long. RefSeq names its product thrombospondin type laminin G domain and EAR repeats (gene TSPEAR). The transcript is spliced from 11 exons. The coding region runs from base 1 to 1728 and encodes 575 amino acids. Lineage: Eukaryota; Metazoa; Chordata; Mammalia; Primates; Cercopithecidae. Gene Ontology annotation, biological process: signal transduction. The record is from RefSeq and is a predicted model, not a curated record.
AUGGGACCCAAACUAGGACAAAGAAACGAGUACCUGCUGACGGUGGUGGCGGAGGAGAGCGACCUGCUGCUGCUCGGCCUGCGGUUCUCGCCUGCCCAGCUGCACUUCCUGUUCCUUCGUGAGGACACGGCCGGUGCCUGGCAGACCCGAGUGUCCUUCCGCAGCCCAGCCCUGGUGGACAGUCGCUGGCACACGCUGGUCCUGGCUGUGUCUGCAGGCGUCUUCUCCCUCACCACGGACUGUGGCCUCCCGGUGGACAUAAUGGCCGAUGUGCCCUUCCCGGCCACCCUGUCGGUGAGAGGAGCUCGAUUCUUCGUCGGCAGCCGGAGGAGAGCCAAAGGCCUGUUCACGGGCCUGGUGAGGCAGCUGGUCCUGCUGCCCGGCUCAGACGCCACCCCAAGGCUGUGUCCCAGCGGGAAUGCCCCGCUGGCCGUGCUGUCCAUCCCACGGGUCCUGCAGGCUCUCACGGGGAAGCCAGAAGAUAACGAGGUGCUAAAAUAUCCCUACGAAACCAACAUUCGAGUGACACUGGGACCCCGGCCACCGUGUACCGAGGUGGAAGACGCCCAGUUCUGGUUUGAUGCUAGCCGGAAGGGGCUGUACCUGUGUGUUGGCAACGAGUGGGUCUCCGUGUUAGCAGCCAAAGAAAGACUGGACUACGUGGAGGAGCAUCAGAACUUGUUCACCAACUCAGAGACCCUGGGCAUCGAGGUGUUCCGCAUCCCCCAGGUGGGGCUUUUUGUGGCCACAGCCAAUCGCAAAGCCACAUCCGCGGUCUACAAGUGGACGGAAGGGAAGUUCGUCUCCUAUCAGAACAUCCCCACGCACCAAGCACAGGCCUGGAGGCAUUUCACCAUCGGGAAAAAGAUCUUCCUGGCAGUGGCUAAUUUUGAACCAGAUGAAAAGGGUCAGGAGUUCUCUGUCAUUUACAAAUGGAGCCACAGAAAGCUGAAGUUUACCCCAUAUCAGAGCAUUGCCACACACAGCGCCCGAGACUGGGAGGCCUUCGAGGUGGAUGGGGAGCACUUCCUGGCGGUGGCCAACCACCGGGAAGGCGACAACCACAACAUCGACAGCGUCAUCUACAAGUGGAACCCGGCAACCCGGCUCUUCGAGGCCAACCAGACCAUUGCCACCUCGGGCGCCUACGACUGGGAGUUCUUCAGUGUGGGGCCCUACUCGUUCCUGGUGGUGGCCAACACCUUCAACGGCACGUCCACAAAGGUGCACUCGCACCUCUACAUCCGGCUCCUGGGCUCCUUCCAGCUCUUCCAGUCCUUCCCGACAUUCGGUGCUGCGGACUGGGAGGUCUUCCACAUCGGGGAGAGGAUCUUCCUCGCUGUGGCGAACAGUCACAGCUACGAUGUGGAGAUGCAAGUCCAGAAUGAUUCCUACGUCAUCAACUCAGUCAUCUACGAGCUGAACGUGACCGCGCAGGCCUUUGUCAAGUUCCAGGACAUCCUCACCUGCAGCGCUCUGGACUGGGAGUUUUUCUCGGUGGGAGAAGAUUACUUCCUGGUGGUCGCUAACUCCUUUGAUGGGCGCACCUUCUCGGUGAACAGUAUUAUUUACAGGUGGCAGGGCUACGAGGGCUUCGUGGCUGUGCACAGCCUCCCCACCGUCGGCUGCAGGGACUGGGAGGCCUUCAGCACCACGGCCGGCGCCUACCUCAUCUACUCCAGCGCCAAGGAGCCCCUCUCCAGGGUCCUGCGGCUGAGGACGCGCUGAGGCCGCGGCUGUCCAGGAGCAACUGGGAUGGCCAGGCGGGGCGGGACCCCAGCACCUCCCCCACAGUGGCCCUGGACGUCCAGGUGGGCCGAGCCUAGGGCAGCCCAGGCCUGGGCAUCAGGCAGGGUGCAGGUGGGGCCAUCUGCAGCCCUAGUUGGGGCAGGGCCAUCCAUCCAC